Aspergillus versicolor CBS 583.65 is the source of this 809-nucleotide messenger RNA. RefSeq lists its product as uncharacterized. Lineage: Eukaryota; Fungi; Ascomycota; Eurotiomycetes; Eurotiales; Aspergillaceae. Gene Ontology annotation, biological process: post-translational protein targeting to endoplasmic reticulum membrane. The coding region runs from base 404 to 691 and encodes 95 amino acids. Gene Ontology annotation, cellular component: TRC complex. The record is from RefSeq and is a predicted model, not a curated record. The transcript has a single exon.
CAAAUCUCGGCGGGUUUUCAUCACACUCCAACCCGUACAACACCAUGAGUUCUCAGCCUGGACUUCGUCGGCGAGACUGGACAACAGGCCAUGGACUGCGAAAGGUUCUUGAUGCCACAACGAACACGUCCGAGCCAAAGCCAAUUGCCCAUCCCCCAACCGAUGUGAGUAAUCUCACUUCAUACAGACGAGCCCGCCAAACUGCUAGGCCUAGCCCGCAGCCAUAAAAGAAACCUGCGACUGCUUCACAUUCGCCUCAUUUACGGAAGAAGAUGUCUGGGAACUAGGCCACCUCCUCUACGCGCGCCUCCUCCCAUUUACACCAAAGGAGUCUUGCUUGAUUUCAGUAACGCUCGCCACAACUGGCCAGGUCGUCUUCCAAUCCGUCUGCGGCCCGAAUACAAUGAAGGACAACGAGAACUGGGUAGCUCGGAAGCGCAAUGUGGUGCUGCGAUGGUCGGGAAGUACCUGGUACUGGAACCGGGUAUUUGACGGUGGAGAUGAGGAUAAAUUUCGCAGGCUUUUUAGUAUGAGUAUGGAGGAAUCGACCCAGUAUGCUAUUCAUGGUGGGGGCGUGCCGAUUCGUGUUGAGGGCGUUGCUGGGAUUGUGGCGGUUGUUUGCGUUUCUGGGUUGAAGCAGGAGGAGGAUCAUGGGGUUAUUGUGGAGGUUAUUAAUGAUAACUGGUGUUAAGCCCGUGACAUAGAUGAACGGUCCCUAUGUCAGGUUAUACAUUUUGUCUAUUGACUACUUCCUAGGUGCUGAGACCCCGGUUUUGAUCUCAACGCUGCAAAUAGAAUCUCACCUCAAC